AGUUUUCUAAAGUCUCAUCAUUCAACAUAUUCUCAAAACAAGUCAUACUUUUAUAAAAUAUUUCUCUCCUCUUUUUCUUCCAAGAAAACUCCAAUACCAUGGCAUUAUCCUCCUCUUCUCCACCAUCUUCCAAAAAAUUUAUUCUUAGGUCUUCCGAGAAGGAGUUUUUCGAAAUCGACGAAAACGCAGCAAGGCUUUCUCAAACUCUCAAGUUCAUGAUCGAAGACCUCGGCGACAACAACAACCUUAUUCCGGUGCCUAAUGUCAACUCUAAAAUUCUCUCUAAGGUUAUCGAGUAUUGCAACAAGCACGUUGUUGCCAAUAACCCCGAAUCCAAAACCACUGAAGAUGAAAUAAAACAAUGGGAUAAACACUUCCUCAAAAUUGACCAAGAGACCCUCUUUGAACUCAUUCUCGCUGCAAACUACUUGAAUAUAAAGGGUUUACUAGACUUGACCUGCCAAGCCAUUGCCGAUAUCAUAAAGUCUAAAAGUCCUGAGGAGGUAAGGAAGAUCUUCAACAUCGUCAAUGAUUUUACUCCUGAAGAAGAAGCCAAAAUUCGAAGGGAACAUCAAUGGGCCUUUGAUGAUCGUGAGUAAGCUGAUAUUCAGACAACAAUUGCGAAGAAAUUGACAGAAGGAAAUAUGAUUUGCUGAUGUUGUUGUUUCUUCAUAAAUUUUAGUUAAUGAACUCUUCUUUAUUAACGAGUUUAAGAAAGAUAUGAUUUUAUGUAUUUCCGAAUAAUAGACAUUGUUGCUUCUCCAGUUAUCGUAUUAAUCUAUGUCUUGCAUGUUAUUUUUUGUCUGUUUAAUUUUUUUUUACUCGUAUCUAAUUUUAUUAUAUUAGCUCAUUAAUGUUGUUUGAAUUGUAUUGUUUUCCUUUGCUAAAGUUUUCUCAAACCUUUAUUUUUUUAUUUACUCCAUCGUCUUUAAAACUUUCUUGAAUUUCAUUCUUGGCUUCCU
Messenger RNA from Chenopodium quinoa (quinoa), 962 nucleotides. RefSeq names its product SKP1-like protein 1A. The record is from RefSeq and is a predicted model, not a curated record. Gene Ontology annotation, molecular function: cullin family protein binding. Bases 99 to 599 code for a protein of 166 amino acids. Lineage: Eukaryota; Viridiplantae; Streptophyta; Magnoliopsida; Caryophyllales; Amaranthaceae. Gene Ontology annotation, cellular component: nucleus; cytoplasm. The transcript is spliced from 2 exons. Gene Ontology annotation, biological process: SCF-dependent proteasomal ubiquitin-dependent protein catabolic process.